Molecule: messenger RNA, 1751 nt
Organism: Pistacia vera
Lineage: Eukaryota; Viridiplantae; Streptophyta; Magnoliopsida; Sapindales; Anacardiaceae
Product: ethylene-responsive transcription factor CRF1
Exons: 2
Coding region: 550-1548 (332 amino acids)
Biological process (GO): regulation of DNA-templated transcription
Molecular function (GO): DNA-binding transcription factor activity; DNA binding
Source: RefSeq, a predicted model, not a curated record
UUUCUGUCAAUUUCUCUGUUUAAUUUAGGUGCCAUGCUUUUGUGUUUGUCAUCAGUAUGUUGUUUUUUGGAAACAAAAGCUUCGUGCUUGCUGUUAAAAGUUUUAGUCUUUGUGUUGAUUUCUUCUUCUUUUCCAGAUUUUCUCGGCAAGCAAACAGAGGAUAUUUAUGUCGUCUGAGUCUGAUCUGUUAAACACUGGGGCCGUCAACAAGCUCUGGUUUUUCACUCUCUCUUGUUGCUUCUUCUUCUUCUUCAACUUGUGUGAGAACUUUUUGUCUCUUGAAAAGAGCAAGACUCAGAGGUUUUUCAGUUUUCGUAUGCAAUCCAGGUCAAAAAGGGAUUCUUCUUGGGUUGAGUGCUUUGAGGCUUGUUUAAGAAAACAUCAUAAUUAUUAUUGUUAUUAUUCAAUUUUGGGUUUGUGGAUUUUGAGUUUUUCUUGAUAAUCAAGUAGUCAAAUUUGCGAAAGAUUUCCUUUCCUAUUUUGAUUUAUUUAGGGAUUUAAGAGGUUAUUGUUUUCCUUGUUCAAGUUAUAGUCUCCUAUAAUAAUAUAAUGCCAGGCCUCCAAAGGCAAAUUUUGAAUCAAGAGAUGAAUUUUCGCAAAACAAAGCCAAAAAGAGAAGAGAAUUCGUUUUCAAUGAGGAAGCUUCGCAUAAUCUACCAUGAUCCUGAGGCCACAGAUUCCUCAAGUGAAGAUGAUGAUGACUACCAUCACAGAAGAACUCAAUUUCAUGGUGUUAAGCGUUAUGUUACAGAGAUUUCUCUUCCGGGUUCGCUGCACGAAGCCAGUGGAGAAAAUUCUUUGCAGCAAAAUGUUGUUGAAGGCAAAACUAGUAAAGAUGGUGAUGGUACUAAGUUGGAAGAAAAUAAGAAAACUCAUAAGUCAUCUACGAUAUAUAAAGGCGUUCGGCGUAGGCCUUGGGGGAAGUAUUCAGCAGAGAUCAGGGAUCCAUUCAGGCGGGUUCGAGUUUGGCUUGGAACUUAUAAUACUGCAGAGGAGGCUGCUAUGGCUUAUCAGAACAAGAAGCGCGAGUUUGAGAGCAUGAUUGAAUCGGAGAAGAUCAAGAAUUUGUCAAUUGUAUCAACUGAAUCAACUUCAGUGUCUGAAGAGACUAAGGAUAUGUUUUCUCAUCCAUCGCCAUCGUCAGUGCUGGAUGUAACGACUUCAGCUUCACUUGCUAAUGCAUUUGGAGAUCGAAUCAAAGAAGAGAACGGCAUCGUGGAGGAGUUUGUGAAAGGAUGCAAUGUGGAGAAGGCUGCCAGAAGAGAAUGCAAUUAUGAAGAUGAGCAAUCUAUUUCAUAUCUGCUGGAAGUGCCAGACUUAUCACCAUCAAUGAGUGAAGAUUUGGGCGAUUUUGGUUUUGAGGACAUGUUUAAGCAAUGCCAGGACGACUAUGGCCAAUUCUACGGAGUACCUAAUCAAAAUUACAUUGAAGAUUCUUGUGUGGUUGAAGAUUUGGGAAAUGGCGAGGUGAUUAGUAAUUUAUUUGAUAUUGAGCCUAGCCUGGAGGACUUUGCUUGGGCUGAUGGAACUCUGAGUUUUUCAUGCUGAUAAAUUUUUGCAGUUAGGAAUAUGAUUUUAGUAAAUGUGGUUAAUAAAAUCUCAAGAACAUCAUGCAUCAAAGUUCUUGAGAGUUUUGUCAUAUUUGUCACAGAGAGUCUUGAGUUUUUUGUCUCUCCUUCUUGGAGCUUCCAAGAUUUUGCAACUCCUUGUACCUAAUGAAACUUUUGAUAUAAAUUUUCUUAGUUUUCCUA